Messenger RNA from Dermacentor albipictus, 3412 nucleotides. Its product is annotated as methyltransferase-like protein 25B. The record is from RefSeq and is a predicted model, not a curated record. Lineage: Eukaryota; Metazoa; Arthropoda; Arachnida; Ixodida; Ixodidae.
UGGCACUUACGCCAAGCUUUAGUGACAGCGCGCGGCUGCUAUACGGAUGUUGAAUAAACUGAGCAUUCUGGUUCCUACUGCCCUUGGGUUAGAUCGGGAGGGUUGCUCGAAAGCAGAUAUUGAACUUAGCCCGCUAUUUUGCGUCCUUUUGUCGAUGUGUCACACAUAUGUGCAAAACGUGCCGUUUGCUAUCGUACUUUUACGUGGCAGCCUUACUGCAAACUAUUUUUAACUAAACGGUAAACGGGAUUUAAUCCAGUGUAGACUACACGCCUUAUUCACCUGCUCAUAUAAGCAAAAUGAUAAAAUACAAACGUAAUGAUACGUAAUUUGCUAAUGUGUACGAGUGCAAAAGCUGAAUUGAAGGUUUAUUAAUUAUAACUCUCAUAAGUAACUAAAGCGAGAAACGGCAAGACUGCACGAUAUGUUCAUCAGCCACCUUUAAACUUUGCAAAUUACAGUUUUAAAUCAUAGAGUUGCUUAAACCCAUGAGCCGAACUGAAUUUUUGUAGCACAUAUGGCCUUACUCUAAUCUUAAUAGCAGUGAUAAUGAGCCUGAGUAUCUGCUUUUGCCAUCAUUGUCAAAAUGCACUCACAUGCUAUAAUGGUUGUUUAUAUGAUGAACCAAAAGGGAAAGAACUGGAGCAUCGUAUCAAGUGUUGGGUGAAUCACCUAGACAAGCUUUCUAGUGAAGAACUUGGCAAGGUGCCCUUUGGACUAAUCAAGAGUGAUUGGCCUUCCAGCCUUCAGUCUUUUGUAUCUCGUGCUAUGGAACUGGGAGAAGCUCGCUUUCUGGAGCCACCUUCUGAGCUGGUUGCAAAGAAGACAGUGCUGGCCCCUGCUUGGCGUCAAGGCCUGACACCCAAGAAGCAGUUGGAGCUGGAGUGGCUUGCCACUCUGGUGGCAGACACUUGCAUUGCAGCGCAAUGCGGAAGGGUCUUAGAUGUUGGUGCUGGUUUGGGCCACUUGGCAAGGGUGCUGCACCACAGGUACGGGUUCACGGUCCUUGGCAUCGACUGUGACGCUUCAUACUCCCUCAAGGCCCAAGAGCACCUACGACAUUUUGACUGCGCUGAGAAUGUUCACUACAUCACGCUCCAAGUGGAUGACAGCGCAGCCACAGUGGAGAAGCUGCGCCACCUCCUAAGAAACUGCCCAGACCAUUCCCCCUGUGCCUGUGGUGAAGAGUACAAGUUUGUCAAGGAGCUCACCACAAAGAAUCGUUAUGUCCUGGUGUCACUGCAUGGCUGCGGCCAACUGAGUCCUGGCUUGAUGCGGCUGUUUCAUGCGCUGCCAGAGCUUGAAGCCUUGGUGUGCAUUGGAUGUUGCUACCACAAGGCUACCCAACUGCACAACUACUUUCCUCUGAGCCGUGAGCUGACCAGCUUGGGUGACCGGUGGCUUAGCCCUGGCAUUCAAUACCAGGGGCUACGCCUAGCUUGUCAGGAACUGCGGGACAGCUGGCAACCUGACCGGGAACCAUGUCACCUACUCUUCAGGGCCCUACUGGAAGUUGCAUGCCAAAAGUAUGGUCUUCCAUGGAAGAAGUCACGCCGUCACAUGGCCAGGCAUUCGCAAAUGUCUUCCUGGGAUGCUUAUCGAGAGCAUGUCAUGCAAGAUGUCCACUGCCAAACAAGUGAAGAACGUGACAUGUGGUGCGGCAUCCUCAACCAACUGCACGCCAGACACCAGCACCAGCUUUCAGCAGUCCGUACGCUCACGGUAGGUUUUAUGUUGUGCACAAGAAUCAGCACAACUAAAUUUCCAUGCAGGAUGUUGUGUUUUGGUACAUCAUUGUUAUUCCAACUAUAGCCAAAGGUGCUGCAUGUACUAAAUUCUAGUAUGCCUUAGAUUGUAAACUGCAACUGGAAUUUUUAAUCUAUAAUAGCUUGUCCCGUACAGUAAGAGUUUUCUUCAUACUUGAAGCUAACGCACGUGUCAUUUUCUUGUAAAUUUUCACAUAAGAAAGUGUGCAUAGAAUUGCAUAAAUAUUGUAUGUAUGCUGUCCCAUGCACAUGACAGAGUUGUACUGGUGACAGUUGCAGGCACACUGGCAAGAGAUAAGUGCCGUCUUUGAGAGAGGAAUGAAAAUAAUGACAGCUGCAUUAAGUGCCAGUUUGUGGUGCAAUCAUUUUGCAAGGAAAAGAAAAAGGAACACACUUUCCGAUUGGAAAAGUGGGAGGUGAAUUCGUUAUGUGAGUAAAUACAGUUGAAACUCGAUUUAACAAAGUGAUGACCACAUUCGAGUUAUUUUGUUAAAUUGGGAAGCUCGUAAAAUCGAGAAAGGGAUGGUUUGGUCCCAAAGAGUGCUGGCCAGGAUGCCAUGUUUGGUGGCCACGUUACAUUUCUUGCAUUCACUUGUGACAGCGUGAAUUAUGUCUGCCCUUUCUUCGAGCAGAAUGGUUGCUUGCUGGGCUGUUGGUUCAUUGCAACUUGAGGAACAUAUGAAACACGAGGAAGGGACGAUGAUAGAGACUGAGUGACAAGAGCGACGUUCACUUCCAACUGUUUAUACUACUGUCGAUGCUAUGCAUAUGUAUACAUACGAAGCGCCAGCAGGAAAGGAAAAGAAAGGGGAGAAAGGAAUAGAACAACGGUCAGCAUGAGUGGCACAAGGUGAUAUCACCAAGCUCCUAAUCACCAACCAUCUGAAAACCAUAGCUCUUUUUUGGUCAAUGUCAGUGGUAGCAUGCUUACACACCCCUCUCCUGCACGAGCAAUCUUGACCGCUUCGAUAUCUCUCUGAUGCACUGAUCCUUGUGUCUAGAAACAAUCCCGCUUUGUUCGAACUCAGGCAUGCAUGGCUUGUUACGAUGACACGGAGACUUAUCACAUUUAUGGCAGUGUAAACUUAACUGGCCCUGAUUACCGUCCCUUAGAUUCUUGUUGUUUGUGCAUCUGCCUGUCUGUCCAAUGUGCUUGUGUCCGCAAGACGACAUGCGAUAAACACCCUCGUCGCAAGACACAAAAUGUUUUUGGUGUUAAAUCUGGCACAAUUUUUUUUUCUUUGCUGUUGCAUGGGUUUGUUUUCUUGCACAGGAAUGAAAGUUUUAACACAGCCAAAAACACAACAUCAAUGCCUACGCAUUUUCCAAUCUUUUUCAGGUUGUGGGAAGCCUGGUGGAUGUAUGGUAUAAUGACUAUUUUCUUGCCCACAAUUGAACCUGCCACAUUUUGCUUCUCAGAUUACCACACUGUUUUCAUUUUUCGCAACAGGCCCUCGGCCACGGAGACCACAAGAGGUUCUGGGUAUCCCGCGUCAGACAGCAGUCUAAUUUGAAGUGUGAGGCUUUCUGAAGCAUAUAUUCACAAGAUUUUGUGAGGGCAUUAGUAAAGCAGUACUCAAUAAUGCUAUGUUUCAUGAGCUUGAAGUGAGCAGAUACAGCGGGUAAUAAAGCUUUUUUUGCUCUUG